Carassius carassius (crucian carp) is the source of this 1108-nucleotide messenger RNA. RefSeq lists its product as uncharacterized. The transcript has 2 exons. NCBI's taxonomy places the organism in Eukaryota, Metazoa, Chordata, Actinopteri, Cypriniformes, Cyprinidae. The coding region runs from base 179 to 1108 and encodes 309 amino acids. The record is from RefSeq and is a predicted model, not a curated record.
AUACGAAUAUUUACAGCACACAAAGGAACACAGAGUCUUCUGGCAGACAGUAUGUGAAUGUGUUGUUGGAUCUCAGCGAAGAGGAUUGUAGCAGGGAAUACAACAUACACCUGCUUCAGAGCCGCACUGUCUGGGAAGACGCUGUGAGUCAAAUGAACAGGACUGAACCAGAUUCUAGAUGGCAAGAGUUGAAGGUUGGGUGAGAUUUCCUCCUCUUGGUGCAUUUCUUCAACCGCUAAGAAAGGGGAAAAAACUCAAGCAAGACACAAUAGAAUCUCACUGUCUCCUCUGUGCGGAUCUUAAUCUUUCUGAUCUGCCAAUCUACUGCUCAGCUGGAAAUGCUCUGCAAACUUUCAGAAAGACUGCCCCAACACUUCUGGAUCUUGUAAAGGAAACAAACAAUUCCUUUUCAGAUGAACUAUACUCUUUCAGCUUAUCUCUGCAAAAUAUGUCAGAGCCAUUAAUCAACAAAUUGCUGUCUGGAGAUGAACAGUGUAAACAAAACAAAUCACCAUCAGUCUGCCAUUACCAUAUAAAUCCGUGUCAGAUUCAGAGGGAAAAUAGAGUUGAUCUUAGCAUCAGAAGCUUAAGUGUGUUGCCGCCUGUCAAAGAGUCCAGAAACCAGAGGAACUACAGUCUUUUUAAAAGGGUGGAGCCAACAGAUUGCCAACAAGCAGAAGUUGUCACUAAGGCCAUGAUGCCCGAUGCUACCGGUGCUGUGACUGAUGGUAAAAGAUUGAGUGUCAGUGGUGACACAGGAAAUGUCUUCAAGGCCCUCAUAGACUUCAUCCCAGAAGAGAAUGGCUACAGGUUAAAAGGACCUCCCAGUACAAAGCAUUGGCUGUCCCAGGUCAACAAUCACCUGCCAUCUAUUUUUAACAUAACUUUUCAAAAUAAGUAUGAUUUACCCUCCAGUACAGUGUCAAAUACAUUACCCCAGUCUUCCUACCCCCUUGGAAGAAACCUCAGGCAGGAAGAAUUGACAAGGCCUUCCACCAGAAACAACAGCAGGUAUAGAUUGUAUUCUAGCCACAAAGCAAGAGAUCUGAAACAAAGUGAAGCUCAUCGACUAAUGCUGACUGGAACGGGAGUUCACAUGCACAUGUGA